AAGUCCUUAGCAACAGGCCAGAAACUCAGAGGGUUCCCGCAAUUCCUGUUAUCUCUGGCUGGUGCCUGGGAACCCCAGGGAAUGCAGGGCAGCAUUAAAAACAGAAUACUAAAUAUUGCUGCUGAAGGCAAGGCAUCUUCUUGCAGAGGAGGCUCUGCUGGGCUUGUACCAGCAGAAAAGGACUCCUCUGAGUAUCCUCCCUGCGCUAUGGAGUUGAGGUCUGGUGAGCCAUCGGGGAAGGUGAAAGAAAGGGAGAAAGGAAAGAGAGCCCACAGAGAUUCCUCACGAGAGGUACUUGAAUGGAGGGAGUCCUUCGACCAGCUCCUGAAGAGUAAAAAUGGGGUGACAGCCUUCCACACCUUCCUGAAGACAGAGUUCAGUGAGGAGAACCUUGACUUCUGGCUGGCGUGUGAGGACUUUAAAAAGACACGGUCGAAAACCAAGCUGGCUUCCAAGGCCAACAGGAUCUUCGAGGAGUUUGUCCAAAGUGAGGCACCCAGGGAGGUGAAUAUCGACCACGAAACCAGGGAGAUCACCCGGAAGAACCUCUCAGGUGCCACCUCCGCUUGCUUCAAUGAAGCCCAGGCCAAGACCCGCACCUUGAUGGAGAAGGACUCCUAUCCUCGGUUCCUCAAGUCUGCCUCCUACCAGGACAUGACCAAGCAGGCCACCAGCCGUGGCAUCAGCAAACGGUCGCAUACCUGACCCGAGCCCGAAUCCACCACGGGGGGACAAGCUGGGGGACCAGGCAGAGGCUGAGAGAUGGUUUGUGAGGGCUGAGGUCCACACAGCAGGGUUUUGGCUGAAGUCCCAGCAUAUUAGGAGCAUCCUCAGGACCUCAAGUGCUUCUGCUUCUCACCAAGCUGCUGGGAAGAGAUGUCCUCCCUCCCCAGAGGAGCGGAGCGGGUGGGAAUGGCUCUCAUGCCAGUGUGUGCCCAAUACCUCCCCUUGCAGCAUGGCCAGAGACCUGCACCAUCGCAGGGACAGAAAGAAAUUGGAUUUGAGUUGCAAGCCUGGGAGAAAGAGUCUGGAUUCCCUUGAGCAUCCGUAACUGGAGAGCUCUCUCCUGAUCUCAGGACCCUGCCUCUGACCUGCAGCAUCAGUGCGGAGCCUCCACAGGAGCCUGCAAUUCCCGCUGUGCCCGGGGGCAACUGUCCCAGACCUGCCUGCAGGGCUUUUCCUAUGAGGGAUCAGCCAGAAGAUAAGUCCAGACUACGAGGCGUUGUCAGCCAGAGAGACCCUGUGCCUGCCUUCUCCUGAUCCUGAGAUCCUUAUUCUCCCGUCUCCUAUGCAUGCUCUGCAUCAAAGCUUUCCACCUCCUUCCAGUACAGCAUAUCCCUAGAAGUGACAUUUUUAUCCCUUGCUUAAGCCACAUGACCUUUAGGUUGCAUAACUUUUUAUUAAUGUUAUUUAUUUUAUCGUUAUUGUUAUUAUACACAG
Molecule: messenger RNA, 1440 nt
Organism: Calidris pugnax (ruff)
Lineage: Eukaryota; Metazoa; Chordata; Aves; Charadriiformes; Scolopacidae
Gene: RGS16
Product: regulator of G-protein signaling 16
Exons: 4
Coding region: 82-705 (207 amino acids)
Source: RefSeq, a predicted model, not a curated record